Gossypium arboreum is the source of this 772-nucleotide messenger RNA. Its product is annotated as FCS-Like Zinc finger 15-like. Lineage: Eukaryota; Viridiplantae; Streptophyta; Magnoliopsida; Malvales; Malvaceae. Bases 91 to 492 code for a protein of 133 amino acids. The transcript is spliced from 2 exons. The record is from RefSeq and is a predicted model, not a curated record.
GCAGCACCAACACUUUCCUUAUAGCUGUAAAAGGGUCCCCUUCUCUUUAAACAAAAACAAACCCUUUUUCUCUCUCAAUUUAUUCAAAAAAUGGUGGGCUUAAGUGUAGUUUUAGAGAAUCAAAGGAUCAACGAUAAUGAUAUAAUAAUCAAUGAAAAAUCUCCACAAGUUAUUAAUAAAGCAACCAUGUUUUGUUCAUCUUCAUCUUCCCCACUUCCUGCUUUUUUAGAGCAAUGCUUUCUUUGCAAAAGGAGAUUGUUACCUGGGAAAGAUAUUUAUAUGUACAAAGGGGAUAAGGGUUUUUGCAGUGUGGAGUGUAGGUGCAAGCAAAUUUUCAUGGAUGAAGAAGAGAGUUUAAAGAAAGAUAGUUGUUCUUUGGAUGCCAUUGUUAAACCUUCUUCAACUUCUGUAGCUUCAACUUCGUCUUCUUCCUCAGCCGCUCGUCACCACCGGAAACCUGAGAGAAACCGUGCCGGUGGCUUUGCUUAUUGACUCAAAAAAAGAAAAACGGUUUUUUAUUUUUAUUUUAUAUAAGUUAUUAUUAUUGAUUUUUGUUUAAGGUUUUUUAAGGAGUAUAUGAUCUAGCUGGUUCUUUUUAAUGACAAUCCGAUCGUUUUUGCUUCUUGGUUAGUGGGAUUUUGUGAUGGUUAGCGGAAUUUUGGUAUUUUUUUUAUGUUACAGAUUUGUGAAUGUUUUUCGAUAUCAUUUUUAAAACUGUAAUAUAUUUUAUCAUCUUUAAAUGUAACUUUGAUUGAGACGUUGGGAUAGUAAA